Messenger RNA from Lecanosticta acicola, 1903 nucleotides. NCBI's taxonomy places the organism in Eukaryota, Fungi, Ascomycota, Dothideomycetes, Mycosphaerellales, Mycosphaerellaceae. The record is from the annotation of a GenBank genome assembly.
AUGGCAACUGCCGUGGCAAAAGGUACGAUCUUAUCACCGAGUCCCGUCGAUACGCCGGUACGGUGUGAGCUGCAGGUGACCGAGGCGCCGCUCGAGGCAUUCCAUCUCUGCACUUACAGCCGUAUCAUGGCGAUAAAGAGGUAUAGCAUGCUGAUAUGGUGAGCGUACAGGCAUAAUCUUGUCCAUCUCCAUCAUCACGGCCCUAGGAUUGGCGGUAUACGAGAACCCGCAGGUGCAAGAAUGGCUGGAAGAGCAACGACGGAAGCUUGCUGAAUUGCUACGACAAAUUGGACAAGACCUUGAUCCACAAAGUCGGCAGGCUGCGGAGGCUUUCGCUUUUGAGGGGCGGACACCAGCGAACAACGAGAGUCUUCGGAGGGAGGCUACAGGCAGCCAAGAUGCUGCAGCCCUAGCAACCGGACGACGGCUCUCGAAUGCCACAACUGUACGCCGGAUACCUAUUGGAGGUCCUGCAGAUCCGCAAGAGGCCGAAGAAAGGAGAAGGAAAGGCAGAGAGUACCUAGCACGUCGCAACCAGCAGAUGUACGAGUUGCAGCAAAAGCGAAAGGCGGCAGCCAAGGAAGCUGGAGAAGCCACGCCGCCCACACCGACGUUCGAUGAGCUUGUCGAUUUGGAAGGCAAGCUGAAGGCUCCAGUAAUCGAGGAAAAGCAACUACCGUCGCUCCCGGCGGCGGAUCUACCACCAGAGCCAGUACGAAACGAGAUGAGAGAGAUCGAACGCAACCUGUCCCAACCGAUGUGGGCUGCCCACUCCGGCUCCGCAGGCCCGAGUGAUUGGCAAUCUGGAUCAUCUUUCGCAAAUCCCUUUGGCGAUGAAUACGCACUUGAGCGGAGUGAGACGCCGAAGCCACCUGUGCCACCUAAGAUCGAGCUUGACAGAGCGCGAACACCGCCCAUCACUAUCCCUGGAAGCUUCUCGCCAGUUACGACAGAAGAACCAUCAGGGCCAGAGCAACCGAACUACGAAGGCCUCAGCUAUGAAGAGCAGCUUGCCGUUGCACUUUCUUUGUCGGAACAAGAAAGCUCAAGCAACUCAGCAACCGUAAGGCAAAGUCAGCCUGAGGAGGACGACGAUGACCUUCGAGCGGCAAUUGCGGCAAGCAUCAGAGAAAUGGAUGACCAGCAAGCUGCUUUCGCGAUCGCCAAUGCAGAGCAGACGGCUCCACAGCGACUUCCAGCAGAGCCGCAACUCUUAGUAGACCUUACGCCCUCGACACCUUCAGCCUCAGUGCCUGUUCGCAGCCCCUGGGAGGAGCUGUUUGACCCGCCAAUACCCCUCGGCACAACUAACGCAGCCUCGUCAGAAGCGUCAGACGAGCUAUAUCGACUCACUCCAGAGCUCACACGGGCACGUCUUGCAACCUUUGAUGCUCAGCAGCCAGCGGUGGUCGCUCCACCUUCUUCUGCAGGCUCUAGCCUUCCGUUCGAUCCGGUCCGCGAAGCUGUACAUACGGAAACGCCGUCGGCACCAGCAGAUGUCAUGGAUCUAAGCUUCUUCUCAGCGCCCGACCAAGCUCCGUCGCCUGCUAGCACUCACACACCUGAUCGUGACACACUCCAGUUGAUCGAUGUGAAUGAAGACCGCCCCGAUGGCACACGUACUCCUACAUCACGCGCUCACUCGUCCUUCGGCUUCCAGACCGACUCAGACUCUGACACAUUUGCUUCAGUUUCCGCGCCUGUCUCGCGGCCACAAUCCCCACCGCAUAGCGAGAUGUCGGAAGUGGAAGUAGUGGACCUUAUCGAGGAUAGCGAUGUGGACAUGCUGUCUGAAGAAGGUGAUGGCGUGGCAACACCCGACAGCUGGUCCGAGGUGGGCUCACGCGAUGCAGACAGUGAAGCGGAGGAACCCCAGCAUCAGCCCUCGCGGGUGACCCUAUAA